This is a messenger RNA of Aplosporella prunicola CBS 121167, 870 nucleotides long. RefSeq lists its product as uncharacterized. The record is from RefSeq and is a predicted model, not a curated record. The coding region runs from base 1 to 870 and encodes 289 amino acids. Lineage: Eukaryota; Fungi; Ascomycota; Dothideomycetes; Botryosphaeriales; Aplosporellaceae. The transcript has 5 exons.
AUGGCAUUGCCGAUGGCGCUGAAGAAGAAGAAACCUGUUAUUUGUCUCCGACACCUUAUCUACUGCUUACUAGCUAUGCGAUUCUUUGCUCGUGCCUGCGCUGAUAAUUCAAAUCCACUAGUGCUGUCGCUGCUUCGUGCGCAAGAUUACCUGUAUUUGCCUCUGCCUCUGACGAGCUGGGCGCUGUCAACGGCGACACGGUGCAAUGCACGAAGUGCGUCAUGGGCAACCAUAAACUGCGAAAUCAGCAAGUCCCGGCUCCCCCCUUACAGGCCCAUAACCACCUCACAUCCUCCCCCGAGGCCCCACUCCAUCAUCUUCUCCAACGACUCCAGCACCUCAGACUCAGGCUUCAGCUUCUCCCAACCCACACCCGCCGUUAUGAUGGCUAGGAGAAUACGGACUCUAUCGACACAGUCAUUCACCAAAAGCCCAGGGACGCCUUGCACUGCCGCAAACGAUGGCGCCAUCCAUACAAAGGCCUCGCGAAAGCUAUCGCUCGUCGCACAAUGCCUCAAAACUCGACUGUUCGCCGAGCUCGAGCCCACGACGCUACACUCGCGGUACUUCGCCGAGUCUGAGAUGGCCGAGUUCGUGUCGCACAAGCCUUUCCGUGACUUCAUCGAAGCCAACGGGAGUAGGUCUUAUGUUGACGCCUGGAACGCGUUUGACAUGACUGGUUUGCCUGACGACUUCAUGUCCGUUCCAGUUGAUGAUACUCCUAAUACUCAUGUCCCACUUCGUCUCAAUCCUGCUCGGAAUCCAGCCUGGUCCUCCCUCAUCGGCAAGAAUCAUGACAUCACCAAGCACUGGCUUGCGACCAAUAUCCGUCUUGCGAGCGUCUGGCGAGGACCGGGCGCUAGAGCCUGA